AUGGAACGUCUGAAGCAUAAGAGGGCUGCACGGCGUGCACAAGUAACGAAGCUGGUGAAGGAGGCCGUCGAACUACGCAGCGACCAAACAGUUAGUACAACUUCGCUUAAAGGAUUACUUACCAGACUGUUAGCUAACCAAGGCGACCUGAAGAAGAUAAACGAGGAGAUUGAACCUCUGAUCAAGGAAGAUGAUUUCGCUGCCGAAUAUCAAGCAGUUAUCGACUACGAGGAACAAUCGGCGAAUGCCAUUGGAGAAGUCCAGGCCCGAUUGGAUGAACUUCAGCUGAUGGAGAGGCCCUCUACAGCCGCCACGCCACUUCAAGCUGCGCCUUCUACUACAGCGAGCCAGCCCAGCCAUGGUGGCAUAAAGUUGCCGAAGCUACAACCUGACACUUUCACAGGCGAGUUGACAAAGUGGUUGACUUUCUGGGAACAGUUCCGAACAGCUGUUCACGAGAAUGGAAGGCUGUCGAAAAUAGAGAAAUUUCAGUAUUUGAGGACACUAUUGAAAGGAGAUGCUGCAUCGGUGAUUCGAGGUCUACAAGCCACCGAGUCGUGUUACGACGACGCAGUGGACAUCCUGAAGCAGCGUUUCGGAGAUACCGCACGAAUCGAGAGGGAAUACCUGACCAAGCUGAGGAAGCUACCCUUGGUGAAGUCGACGUGUGAUCUAUCGGGGCUUCGACUUCUCUAUGACCUCGUUCAGGCGAACAUGAGAGGACUUAGUGCGUUAGGCGUGCCAAUUACAAGCUAUGCCUCCAUGAUGGUUGAUAUCCUUUUGUCAUCACUACCCACAGAUAUGGUUGUGGAAUACCAGCGGAUGGCAAAAUACGGCACAAAAAUGCUUGAAGACAACGGAGUCGAUCAAGACGGAUCAGCACUGGAUCGCUCUGAAUCUAACACAGGGAUCGAGGCAAAGGAGCAGAAAGAGCUCUCAAGGGUGCUGCGUUUCGUUCGUGUGGAAAUAGAAAGCCGAGAGCUCUCUGGACUCAAAGCCCGGUAUGAUUCUCAAACUGGUCCACGCAACCCGAUAGGAUCGAGAAACCGAAAGGUACCAACUGGAGCGGUUCUUCAUGGAGCGGUGGGAGUCGAUACCAAGUGUGUCUUCUGCGGAGCUAGCGACCACGAGACCGCAACGUGUCCAGCGGAUUUUCCAAUGCCGGAAAAGUUGGAGAAACUGACACGUGAAAUGUGUUGUUUCCGCUGCACAAAGAGAGGGCAUCGCUCUAAAGACUGCCGUAUGAAAAUGCCGUGCACCCAUUGCUGGCGACGACACGCACCGUCAGUCUGUGGCACUUCGAAGGAAACAACGCCCAAGACGACAGUCAACGAGGUGGUGACCACGACAAACGUCACGGCAGCGAACGACGUGCCAAAGCAACAAAAUACGGAAGUGCUACUUCAGACCUUCCGAGCGUGGGCGUCAUCAGAUAAGGAGGGUGCACUAGUCCGAGGCAUUAUCGACGGUGGAAGUCAGAGGACUUUCAUACGCGACGACAUAGCCAGGAAAUUGAAGCUAAGAGUUAUUAGGGAAACUACACUGCAGCUCAACACCUUUGCCAACGAAACCGCGUCGAAACGCGUACGCAGAUGCAAAGUAGUCGAGGUUCGACUCAGGAGUCAGUAUCACCCGAAAGAAUAUGUCGUUCAAGCCACCACAAUUGACUUCAUCUGCGAAGAUCUCGCUGAGACUCCCGUGAACGACGACUUCGUGAAGGCUAUUCGCCACACUGGAAGUUUUAUCGCUGACGACAUGCUAGUUCCGGGUGUGAAACAUGAAGGUGGUAUUGGACUGCUAAUUGGCUGCGACGAGUUGUGGAAGUUGCUGACCGGUGAUGUCAGAAGAUGCGAGAACAACGAGAAAUUAGUUGCCAUCGAAACCGUUUUCGGAUGGACCUUUCAGGGGCCGUCUUCAGUGUCAGGCUACUGCGCCGAGCGGUCGACGACAGCCGUCUGUGUGUUGAGAGCUGGAGUUGGAACGCUGACAGAAGACGACAUUCUGACUAAGUUUUGGGAGUUAGAAAGUCUAGGCAUCACGGGCGACGCCUCCAGCAAGACAGAUCACGAUAAGGCGGUUUUGGAGGAAUUUGAGCGCAACAUUCGGAUGACGGCCGGCCGCUAUGAAGUAGCUUUGCCCUGGAAGGCACACAUGUCAGCCCUAGAGAACAACUAUGAGAUAGCGAAGGACAGACUAUGGAGCCUAGUCAGACGGCUAGAUAGAGACGGCUUCAGGGCGCAGUACGGCGAAGCGAUCAGAAGCUACAUCAAUAAGGGGCAUGCAGAAAAGGUGACUAAAGACGAUAAUAGCUUCAAUACUCGGUACUACAUGCCUCGCAGGGCCGUAAUAAGAAACACUUCAGAAACUACGAAAGUCCGGAUAGUUUUUGAUGCGUCGUCCCAUAGCAAAGGGAUGACGUCUCUGAAUGAUCAUUUGGAGAAAGGGCCGAAGUAG
Messenger RNA from Ornithodoros turicata, 2454 nucleotides. RefSeq lists its product as uncharacterized. Gene Ontology annotation, molecular function: zinc ion binding; nucleic acid binding. The transcript has a single exon. The record is from RefSeq and is a predicted model, not a curated record. The coding region runs from base 1 to 2454 and encodes 817 amino acids. NCBI's taxonomy places the organism in Eukaryota, Metazoa, Arthropoda, Arachnida, Ixodida, Argasidae.